Messenger RNA from Papaver somniferum (opium poppy), 900 nucleotides. RefSeq lists its product as uncharacterized. NCBI's taxonomy places the organism in Eukaryota, Viridiplantae, Streptophyta, Magnoliopsida, Ranunculales, Papaveraceae. The transcript has 2 exons. The coding region runs from base 1 to 900 and encodes 299 amino acids. The record is from RefSeq and is a predicted model, not a curated record.
AUGGCCCUCGACAUUACUGGAAAGAACUAUUUGUCAUGGAUUUUGGAUGCAGAAGUGCACAUUAGUGCCAAGACUUUGGGAAACACUAUUGUUCAGAACAACAAAGAAUCCCCUGAUGAUCGCAGCAAAGCCUUAAUUUUUCUCCGUCAUCACCUUGACGAGGCUUUGAAGUCCCAAUAUCUUACGGUGAAAGACCCGUACACUUUGUGGACAGAGCAGAAAGAUCGUUUUGAUCAUCAGAAGACAGUGAUUUUACCUCGUGCAAGGUAUGAGUGGAUGCAUCUGCGCCUCCAAGACUUCAAGAGUGUAAGUGCAUACAAUUCAACACUUUUUCAAAUUGUCUCUCGUUCAAAACUAUGCGGUGAAGCAGUUAUUGAUGCCGAUAUUUUGGAGAAGACUUACUCCACCUUUCUUGCUUCAAACAUUUUGCUUCAACAACACUAUCGUGAAAGUCACCCAGCAGGUUCUACAGUUGCUCCAGAGAUGAACGCUACAGAAAGUCGUGGCAAUGCUCCUGAAAGCCGUGGGAAAGAACAGGGACGUUCAUUAGGUCCUAAAAAGGCCAACUUCAAGAAGAAGGCUGGUAAUAACUCCCAUUAUCAGAAGGGGAAGAAGAACGUGUUUCCAAAACACAAAGGCAAAAGCUCGCAAAGUCAUUCAAAGCACCAUGAAAGUGUUUGUCACCGAUGUGGUUCACCAGGGCAUUGGGCAAAUGUUUACCGUACUGCAAGGCACCUUGUUGACCUUUAUCAGGCAUCUAUUAAAGGAAAGGAAAAGAAGGCUGAAACCAAUUUUGCCCAAUAUGACAUACCAAUGGAUAUUUCCCAUCUUGAUAUUUCUGACUUCAAGAAUGAUGGAAAUGAGAUUGAAGACAUGGACUCCUUGUUCAAGGAUAUCUGA